Molecule: messenger RNA, 239 nt
Organism: Bipolaris maydis ATCC 48331
Lineage: Eukaryota; Fungi; Ascomycota; Dothideomycetes; Pleosporales; Pleosporaceae
Source: RefSeq, a predicted model, not a curated record
UCUUGCGGCGAUGUGCAUUGUGUUUUAGAACUCUGAUGCGCAUAUGGCCUUCCUCGAUCGUCUCGAACGCCACGGUGUCAGCCUGUUCUCUUUCGAGCUGCAAGCAUAUGGCUUCGGUCCUUCCCUCAGACUUAACAUGACUGAGUACCGAGGCUCGCUUACCGAACAACUGCUCCUGAGUUUUCCCGAGGAAGAUCCUGUGGACUUGCAAUGCGAAGUGGGGGAUCAGAAUUAGCACG